This is a messenger RNA of Mandrillus leucophaeus (drill), 5835 nucleotides long. RefSeq names its product target of myb1-like 2 (chicken) (gene TOM1L2). Gene Ontology annotation, cellular component: endosome; membrane. Gene Ontology annotation, biological process: signal transduction. Gene Ontology annotation, molecular function: phosphatidylinositol binding; ubiquitin binding; clathrin binding. NCBI's taxonomy places the organism in Eukaryota, Metazoa, Chordata, Mammalia, Primates, Cercopithecidae. The record is from RefSeq and is a predicted model, not a curated record. The coding region runs from base 158 to 1681 and encodes 507 amino acids. The transcript has 15 exons.
AGAGACGCGGUAAGGGGGCGGGGCCAAGGUCCCGGCGCUCGGCGUUCCAGAGGGUGGGGAGGGGGCAAGUGUCAGUCAGGACGGGAGUCCGGCGGGUUACCGCUGAGACCUCGGUGGCAGACAGGGGGCCCGGGCGACUGCGUGUUGUCCACUCAAGAUGGAGUUCCUCCUGGGGAACCCGUUCAGCACCCCGGUGGGGCAGUGCCUCGAAAAGGCAACAGAUGGCUCCCUGCAAAGUGAGGAUUGGACAUUGAAUAUGGAGAUCUGUGACAUCAUCAAUGAGACGGAGGAAGGGCCAAAGGAUGCCAUUCGAGCCCUGAAGAAGCGGCUCAAUGGGAAUCGGAACUACAGAGAGGUGAUGCUGGCAUUAACAGUGCUGGAGACAUGUGUGAAGAACUGUGGCCACCGCUUCCACAUCCUUGUGGCCAACCGAGAUUUCAUCGACAGUGUUCUGGUCAAAAUUAUCUCUCCCAAGAACAACCCUCCCACCAUUGUACAGGACAAAGUGCUUGCUCUGAUCCAGGCAUGGGCUGAUGCCUUUCGAAGCAGUCCUGAUCUCACCGGCGUUGUGCACAUAUAUGAGGAGCUGAAGAGGAAAGGGGUUGAAUUUCCCAUGGCAGACUUGGACGCUCUGUCUCCCAUACACACACCACAGCGGAGUGUCCCUGAAGUGGAUCCAGCCGCGACCAUGCCCAGGUCCCAAUCACAGCAGAGGACAAGUGCUGGUUCCUAUUCCUCGCCGCCUCCUGCUCCCUACUCCGCACCGCAGGCCCCGGCUCUGAGUGUGACUGGCCCCAUCACAGCCAAUUCAGAACAGAUUGCCAGGCUGCGGAGUGAACUGGACGUCGUCCGAGGAAACACAAAAGUCAUGUCUGAGAUGUUAACAGAAAUGGUCCCUGGACAGGAGGAUUCAUCUGAUCUGGAGUUGCUACAGGAGCUGAACAGGACCUGCCGGGCCAUGCAGCAGCGCAUCGUGGAGCUCAUCUCCCGCGUGUCCAACGAGGAGGUCACCGAGGAGCUGCUGCAUGUGAACGACGACCUCAACAAUGUCUUCCUUCGAUAUGAGAGGUUCGAACGAUACAGGUCUGGCCGAUCGGUUCAAAAUGCCAGUAAUGGAGUACUGAACGAAGUGACUGAAGACAACUUAAUAGACCUGGGGCCAGGGUCUCCAGCCGUGGUGAGCCCGAUGGUGGGGAACACAGCGCCCCCAUCUUCCCUCUCCUCCCAGCUUGCAGGCUUGGACUUGGGGACAGAGAGCGUCAGUGGCACCCUCAGUUCACUCCAGCAAUGUAAUCCCCGUGACAGCUUUGACAUGUUUGCCCAGACGAGAGGAAACUCCUUGGCUGAGCAGCGCAAGACGGUAACCUAUGAGGAUCCUCAGGCUGUUGGAGGACUUGCUUCUGCCCUAGACAGUCGAAAACAGAGCUCAGAAGGGAUCCCCGUUGCGCAGCCCUCUGUCAUGGACGACAUUGAGGUGUGGCUCAGGACCGACCUGAAGGGCGAUGACCUGGAGGAGGGUGUCACAAGUGAAGAGUUUGAUAAAUUCCUUGAAGAAAGAGCCAAAGCGGCUGAAAUGGUUCCUGACCUCCCCUCGCCCCCCAUGGAGGCUCCUGCCCCAGCCUCAAACCCUUCUGGCCGGAAGAAGCCAGAGCGGUCAGAGGAUGCCCUCUUCGCCCUGUGAGCGGCUCUGUGGUUUGCCUCCCCAGAUGGCGGGUCCCCACUCGCACCCCAUGGACACCAGGCACUGGCCACUCCUACAUCCCCAGCUCCACACGGCCUGCACACCUGUGUCUCCAUGGAAAUGCCACCGUGUCUGCUCCCAGGCCUCCCACUAGUCAGGACCAGCUUUAGCCACCUUCUUUUCUGAGUGGUGGGACAGCUGCAGCCAGAGACUCCUUUCCCUCCCACCACGGGCCCCUCUGCCCAUGUUUCCUCCACGGAAGAGUGGGCAGAGUGGCCCAGCCCCAGGCAGUGCUUCCUGAGCAGACCACCUGGACUGUCUUUCCUCCACCCACCCACAGAGAAGGAGCAGGCCUGGCCCUGCCCUGUGCUCACCUCUGCCUGGCUCAGCAACCUUCUCAGGCAUUCUGCCCACCUGGGCACCUCUCUCCCCGAAGGGGCUUUGUGGCAUCUCUGGAAGAGCAGGGUGCGCUGCACCCACCUGGGGCCUGGUCUCCCUCCUUGGACUUGUCACUUUGUGACGUUUGGCUUAUCGGCAUUUGAGAAGGCUCUGCUGGGUGUCCAUGGGGGGUCUCUCACCUUCUUGACCCUCUCUCCAUCACUCAGCUGCCAGCGCAGGCUUCACACCCAAGCUGGCUCAGCAGCCGAGCCUGGCACCAAGGGGCCCUGUAGGCUCCCAGGGCAGGGAGAGGGCCAAGGACAAUUGGGAGGGCAGCAGGCAGCCCGCAGAUGGUGGCCAUGUGGCACGCUGCUGAGACAACACUACCAAUAAACCAAACUGCCAUGCACACACUGCAGGCUCACACCCACACACCUGGCCCUGGCUUGUGGAGGGGCUUGCAUUGGAGGCAUUGCUCUGGCUUGCCUGGGGAAGUGUUGCAGGUGUGCACAUGGGCCACACUCAAGGCUGUGGCCUGGCCUGUUGUAGCCUCGCACCUCUGCCUCCAGAGCCAGCAGUAAACAGCUUUGCGGCACUCUUGGAGGUUCCCAAUGACUGAGAGGCCUGAGCAGCACUAAGGCCCCUGCACUGCUCCCUGGCAUCGGCCUUGGCCUGCUUGCACAGACUGUCCUGACAGCCUGGCCUCCUCCCACCUCAGAGGUCCUCUGGCCACCAAUUUAUACAGUCUCCCCAAGCUGAUCCUGAAGGCAGACAGAGCAGCUAGGGGCUGGUAACAUAUACUCCCAUCCCGUGUCCUCACUGGUGUGUCUCCUGGCCAUGGGCGUGGGACUCAUGGGUUAUCCCAGGCGCUGGUCCAGCCAGACACCUCCCCCAUACCUCUCACCAAGCUGCUGUUGCUCAGAAGAAGGAGAAUGCUGCAGCUGUGCACACCCCCGUGCGUCUUGGGCCCAGCUCACUGGGUCAGUCUGUUCCUGUCCCCUCCAGCAUGCACUGCCUAGGUCAGCACAGGUUCCUGACCCAUGGUGUAGUUAGCCCUUCCCACCUGGCAGGAUGGCCCAGACCACCAGCCAAGCAGGGAAAGGGGGCUGUGCUUGACAGGAGAAGAGACCAGUGACACGGUCUUUGGGGAGCAUUCAGGAUGGUGACUUCAGCUGGGAGCCAUGCUGAGCACCAACAGGAACUGUUCAGUGAAGAGCAAGUGCUGCCCGACCCAGGACCCCGUGCCAGGCCAGCAGCCCUCCAGCUUCCUCCAGAGAGGAGACCUCGGUCUGGCUGAGGGUGGGACUAGCAGGGAUGUCACACUCCAGUUCCUCAGGUUUACCCAGGAAGCUCCUCCAUGGAGCCUGGCCAGCCUGAUUCUAGCCCUGUCCUCUCUGGCAGUACGUGCCGCACCUGGCCUCUCUGCUCCCUCACACUUGAUGAGCCCCUGCCUCUCUCCUCAAUGUUUCUCAGAGACAGACCUCCCUGAGGCCAGCUUGAAUGUGAAGACUUCUGAAGUCAGCUGGCUUCACUUGAGCUGCAGAAGAGGUGGCUGGGAUGGCCCAGGUACACCCAGAGGCCCCAGCCCUUUGGCUGCCUUUGGGUUGUGACUUGGGUUGUCUCUGAGGCCCUGCCAGAGCUGGGCCUGCGGGUGGUGAGUGGCCGGACCUUGGGCAGUCAGUGCUCUGUAACCUCAGCACUGUAGCCCAGACCCAGUGUCCUCGGAGGGAAGAGCCAGCAUCCCUGCCUCAUGGAACGGGGACUCCCGAAAGGUCAGGAGCCUGGAGGCUCUGAAAGGAGCAGGGCUUCCAUAGUGCGUGAAGCUGGGAUAGGUGCCCUCCUGGGGAGCCCCCAGCAAAGCUGUUUUUCAUACCCACGCCCAGAGCUGCCCCACCCCAGUUCCAGCUCCCGCUCUGGCUCCAGCGCCAGCUGGUUGCCAGCCAUGAUUGGAGAGGCCUGGCUGCCCCAGGGGCAGCAGGGAGUGGUGGACCUGUAUGGGCUGGCAGGAGGCCAUUGGCCAUGCUGACAAGUAUCACCUGCCUUCCUGGCCUGGAGCCACCCCUCGGGUGGCUUUCUAGCGCCUACUUGCAGCUCCUAUCCAGAGGUAGCCUUCCCCACCUGUAGGCAGAGGGGGCUCUUGCUUGAGACCUGCACAGGAAGCAAGUACAGCCCCAGUGCCCCAGAGGGGCUUCCACUCAGCCCUGGCGAGAUGUCCUGUCCUGAGGUCUCUGCUCCCAGACUCCACCAUCUGGGGAGCACAGUCCUCAGGCUGCCUGGUCCAGGAAGGGGGCGCGACCCUGUCAGGAAACCUGGACUCUCAAGGCCCACCAGCCUCUCCGUGAGUGUUAGAAAUCACAGAUACAGUAUAUACUUAAUUACACUAAAUUAUUGCUGGGAUUCCUCAUAAGCACUAAUUAUACCUGAUUAUAGGUUAAAAUAUUUAUUUUGUCAAAAUAUUUUCUUGGGAAUGUGUUUAACCCUUUCUGUGUUCAUUGUGUGCUGAGAUGUGAAAACUAGCCAUUCCCUCCUGCCUACCGUUUUGGCCAGUGGGCAGCAGAGAAUGGCGCCACGUGCAGUUCGGCCCCCGGCACCGUGGGCCUUUGGCCCGCCUGCCACAGAGUGGCCCUGCCUGGGCAGCCUGCAGGCACUGAGCAGACCAACUGUGGCCAGGCUGAGAGAAUGACCGGCUCGCUUACCAGCGUGCAUGGGACAAGGGGCUUUGGAGCCUCAAGGGGUUGUUGCUGGCCUGGGCCGGAGGGAAAGGUGAGCAUCCAGCUGUCCUCCUGUCUUUCUGUUAGCGCCUCCACGCGAGUGAUGGUGCCUUGGUUCACUGGCCUUCCCCCACCUCCCCACCCUGCCACCUGGUAGUCUUGGGGCCUGUGCUGUCACUGCAGCCCCUGGGGAGGAGAGGACCCAGCUGGGAGAGUUGGGGCAAGGGCUCUGCAUGGCCCAGGGGCAACAGAUGCUCGCAGGGCAGCUGCUGCCAAUGCCCACGCUCCUGCCCCCCUCCUUCCCACUGCCACACCCCAUCCUGGGUCCCCGCAGACACACAUCUCUAACUCAGACGGGCCCAGCCUUCUGGAUGGUUCGGGGUAGGCCAUGGGCCCACCUGGGGCCAGGCCAGCCCCUGGGCAGCUCUGGAAGAGCAGUGCGAAGGAGCGCUUGCUUGCAGCCUGGCCUCAGCCUCUGGCACUGCUGGGGUGGCCCCCAGGAGCCUCUCCACUGUCGGCUGUGGGGACAUCUCACCCAUUUGGGUUACAGCCAGUCUUCCCCACCCAGAGAGAAGUGUUUCCACCCCAGAGACAUUGCCCGUCAGCCCCUGAAGUGCUUGCCUCCCCCAGUGCCCAUCACCAGCCGUUCCUAUCUGUGGGGUCCAAGACAGGCUUUCCCUGCAGCCACCAGCUGCCGGGAGCAGCCAUCAGCCCCUGUGUCAGAACUGCUUCUGUCUGUCCAUGCCUCUAGGCUCUCCCGGAGAGGGGGACAGAUAUUUAUUUCCUAAAGUUUGCACUUAAUUGUGAGGAUUCUCAGGAUUGUUGGGGGCUACCUGAAAAGAGGAAUGUGUUGAAUGUUGCAUUUGCUGUCCACUCGUCCUAGAAGUUUAGUGUUCUUGUCACUGUCAUGUGUUUCUGUGGGCAGAGCUGGUUCUGGAGGGUGGGUCAGUGCACCCGAGGCUCAGAGCAUCCAUCCACCCCACUGGCCCUCCUUCCAGAUACCCUCUCUCUAGUUGGGUUCUUGCAUGUAAAAUACUCCACAAUAAAUAAAUAAUUGAACAAAUU